CUCAACAAGAUAGAAUCAUAAAACCCUCCCUCUCUCUCUCUCUCUCUCUCUCUCUCUCUCUCUUCAAAGCCCCAGCUCCGUCGCCCACCGCCGCAGCGACCGCCACCGCCGCCGCCCAUGGCUUCUUUGUCGAUGGAUUUAGCCACCACCUUCAUGGGCAUCGCGUCUUGGACGCCGAAGUCUCUCUACAGGCUCCGAACCACCGUCUUCCCCGUCGUGGUCAAUGCCAAGGCAAGCCACCAGCUCCGCUCCGUGAGCUACAAGACGCCGCCGUUUGGCUCCAGGGUGGUCGCCGUUCCAAGGUCACGCAGAUUCACGGUGGCCGCCACGGCUACGUCGGUGCCGCAGAGCAACGAGGCCGAUGUCUUGACGAAAAUUCCGCCGGAUAAUCGGGUUCCCGCCACCAUAAUUACUGGAUUCCUGGGCUCUGGAAAGACAACUCUGCUCAACCACAUAUUGACAGCUGAUCAUGGAAAACGCAUUGCGGUAAUUGAGAACGAGUAUGGUGAAGUAGACAUAGACGGUUCUUUAGUUGCUGCAAAAGCUGCUGGUGCUGAAGAUAUAGUAAUGCUUAACAACGGCUGUCUUUGUUGCACUGUAAGGGGCGAUCUUGUGAGGAUGAUUUCUGAGUUGGUCAGUAAGAAGAAAGGGAAAUUUGAUCAUAUUGUAAUAGAGACUACAGGAUUGGCAAACCCAGCACCAAUAAUCCAGACCUUUUAUACUGAGGACCAAAUAUUUAAUGAUGUCAAAUUGGAUGGAGUUGUUACUUUGGUUGAUGCCAAACAUGCUAAUUUUCACCUGGAUGACAUUAAACCAAAAGGUGUUGUGAAUGAGGCAGUUGAACAAAUUGCCUAUGCAGACCGCAUAAUAGUAAACAAGACCGAUCUAGUUGGUGAACCUGAAAUUGCUUCUUUGGUCCAGCGUAUAAAGAACAUAAAUGACAUGGCCCGAUUAAAGCAGACAAAGUUUGGGCAAGUUGACUUGGAUUAUGUUCUUGGUAUUGGAGGCUUUGAUUUGGAAAGAAUUGAGAGUGCCAUCAAUGCUGAAGAGACAAAGGAAGACCAUCAUGACCACAAACAUGAACAUGAGCAUGACCACGACCAUGAUCACCACCACCAUCACGAACACGAUCAUGAGCAUGAGCAUCAUCACCACCAUGAGCAUGAUCACUCCCAUGAUCCUGGUGUAUCUUCUGUCAGCAUCGUUUCUGAGGGGAGCUUAGAUCUUGAGAAGGCAAAUAUAUGGCUUGGCACGUUGUUGUUGGACCGUAGUGAGGAUAUCUAUCGGAUGAAAGGUCUUCUCUCGGUACAGGGCAUGGAUGAGAGAUUUGUAUUCCAGGGAGUUCAUGACAUCUUCCAAGGUUCACCGGACAGGUUGUGGGGCCCAGACGAACCGAGAGUAAACAAGAUAGUAUUCAUCGGGAAGAAUUUGGAUGCACAGGAGUUAGAGAAGGGUUUCAAGGCAUGUUUGCUAUAACAAAGCUGAGAUAGGCCGCUUCGCCUAUUCCUAUCGGUUAAAGGUCCUUUGGCUUUGAGAGAGUUUGAAUGUUCAGCAACUACAGAAGGGCAUGCUUGGAGGUCAAAAUGUAAACAUGAAGAUAUACCUGAGAAAAUCCACCAGCGACUGCGAUUUGUAAAACGACUAUAAUGUCUCUUGACAUUUAGUAUGAAAUGCUCCUUCGAGAA
Syzygium oleosum is the source of this 1685-nucleotide messenger RNA. RefSeq lists its product as uncharacterized. The transcript is spliced from 10 exons. NCBI's taxonomy places the organism in Eukaryota, Viridiplantae, Streptophyta, Magnoliopsida, Myrtales, Myrtaceae. Gene Ontology annotation, cellular component: cytoplasm. The record is from RefSeq and is a predicted model, not a curated record. Bases 118 to 1476 code for a protein of 452 amino acids.